AUGGCACCGCAUCAAACACCAAAGACCAAGAAACAAACGCAAAAUGCUUCGACCCCCAGAGACGCCGACGAAAUGGGCCCGACAAGCGCUGUGGAAGAACCGCGGCUGCCGCUUGGCUCGCAGCCCUCUGAAACCUACGAAAAGGCCCAGGAAGACGAACGCGAAGUCCUGAAGGCCGUCUUCAUGGACGACUACGUAGAAUCAGAAGCCAAGGGUGCAUGGAGUAAAACUACUGACCGCGUGUUGCGGUUGAAACUCACAUCGUUCUCUGACGAGAACAUCUUUGUCACGCUUUGCGCAAAACUCACAGCUACUUACCCCAAGUCGCUGCCUACGCUGACACUCGAGGAUUGCAGCAGCUUGAGGAAAACCACCUGGGAUAAGCUCUAUGCCCUGCUCAAAAACCGACCUCAAGAGCUAGUCGGUGAAGUUAUGAUGUACGACAUAGCGACCACCAUUCAAGAAAUACUCGAGGACGAGAUUGCAGUGCGCGAAACUGAUGGCACCUACGAAAAUCUAGACGCUGAACGAGCCAUGCAAGAAGCGGCCGCAGCCGAGCAGUUGCGCCAGCAAGAAGCCGAGAUGCAACGAAAACGAGAUGAAGAAAAGGCCGAGGAGGACCGUCUCUUGCAGCAAAUGGUUGGUGAUGAGAUGCGCAGAAAAGACAUGCUGGCGAAGCGCAAGAAGAACCGCGCGUCAGUCAUGACCCCACCCCCGGAUUUUCCUAGUGGGGAUAGUGCCAACUAUAUCUCAUUUGACAGGACCGUCUCGUUUCAGCACGAGGAAACUACCAUACAGUGCAGUGCAGUCGAGAACCCGCUUCCCUUCCGUUCUGGGCCUCUCACCGAAGAACUCUUAGUCAAGCCAAUGGGGGCGCCGAUAGGACUCACGUUGGUAUUGAAGCGUGUACGUGUGUCUAGCGGAGACGCGGCUGCCGAUCCGGAAUUGAAGAAAGCCAUCAUGGAGUUUGAAGAAGAAAUGGAGGAAGUCAAACGGUUACGACAAUCUGCUAUAAUGGCGGUACUGGACUUCAAAAUGGAGCACUUGCCCGAUUCUGGAUGGGAGAUUAGCAUUUUGAUGGAGCACGCCGACAGAGGUUCAUUGGGCGAGAAGCUUGCCGACGACGGGCCGCUUCCAGUUGCCAGAGUUCGUUCCUGGACCAUUGAGCUCCUAGAAGCACUGGACUUCUACCAUCGCAACGGUAUGGUGCACAAGCGCCUUCACCCCCAUAAUAUCCUGCUCAAGAGAUCUUCGAGCAGCGGCAUCACAGUGCACCUGGCCGACGCUAGCUUCCAAGACUCCUUAUAUCGUCUGCAAAGCUUCUGCAGAGGUGGUCAUCCAAUCAAAUACUCACGCUCGUUUUAUUGGAUCGCCCCUGAGCUACCCCAGGGUUUGCUGCACACCCGCAAAACAGACAUAUGGGACUUGGGGGUCGUUUUCCUCCAGAUGCUGUUUGGCCUCGAUGCACCUGAGAAAUACAACUCGCCAAAAGAAUUAUCGGAUAUUGUUGGCUGCUCAGAGCCGUUGCAGGAGGUCCUACGCAAAUUUUUCAAGCCGGAUCCUAAGAAACGACACACCGCUUUUGACAUUAUCCCGUCUGAAUUUCUGCGCGACGACGUUGAUGUCUAUGAACGACCUAUUACGCCCGUGCGAUCUAGGAAUUCCUCAACCUCAUUGGGCCGGUACAGACUAAGGCGCGAGUCUUCAUCUGGCAUGGUCCAGACAUAUUCGCGAUAUGCGAACGAUUGGGUCGAACAAGGCCGGCUGGGAAAGGGCGGAUAUGGUGAGGUUGUAAAAGCACGCAACAAAGUCGAUGGUCGGCUUUACGCAAUCAAAAAGAUUAAGCAGAAGUCUGCUGCAGCAUUGAGUGAGGUUCUCUCCGAGGUCAUGCUCCUAUCACGGCUCAACCACAGCUGUGUAGUGCGUUAUUACACGGCAUGGCCAGAAUCUGAAGCGGACCACGAUAUCGAUGAUGAUGACGAUGACGAGUCUGAAUCAUCAGAUAGUGAUGACUCCGGUUGGGGCUCAGACGUUUCCCCGGGUACUACAACUGACGGUGGCGGCUAUGGCAAGAGCACUGGUGGGCUGGAUUUUAUCAGCUCCAGCGGAUAUCCCAAGAUUGAAUUUGGAUCAGACACAGAUUCGGAAGAGGACGUUGGUGCCGUCAUCUUCGGAUCAGACUCAGAAAACGAAUCGCGUUCCGCCAGCGUUGGCCGUAUCUCACCAUCAAUCAAGAAGCGUGCCAUGUCCGACUCCUACCCGGCGAAGUCAAGGUCGAUCUUAUACAUCCAGAUGGAAUUCUGUGAGAAGCAGACACUUCGUGACUUGAUCCGUGGAGGGUUGUACGAUGACCCAGAAGAGUACUGGAGACUGUUCCGGCAGAUUCUUGAGGGUCUCGCCCACAUCCAUGGACAUGGUAUCAUUCACCGAGAUCUAAAGCCAGACAAUGUUUUCAUUGACUUGGCCAAAAUUCCUAAAAUUGGCGACUUUGGACUAGCAACAAGCGGGCAAUAUCAAAGACCUGAUACAAAAUCUUCUGGAGACCACCAGAAUACCGGUGACAUGACCAGGAGCGUUGGCACAACGCUUUAUGUCGCUCCGGAGCUAAGUUCGAGUGUCACUGGCGACUACAACAACAAAGUGGACAUGUAUUCCAUGGGAAUCAUCUUUUUUGAGAUGUGCUUCCCUCUAAGGACUGCCAUGGAGAGGGACAAGGUGAUCCGGUCAUUACGCGAGCGGAAACAUGAUCUUCCACCAGAAUUCGAAACCUCCGAGAAGGCGCUCCAUGGAAACAUUAUCAAGUCUCUCAUCAGCCACCGACCGUCGGAAAGGCCUAGCUGUAUCGAGCUCUUGAGGAGUGGCAAGGUCCCUGCUCAGAUGGAGGAUGAGGCUGUUAAGGAGGCUCUCAAAGCCCUCUCUGAUCGCAACUCCCCUCAUUAUGCAAAGAUGAUGGCAGCCCUCUUCUCGCAGAAGCCUGACACGCAAGCAAAGGACUAUGCUUGGGACCUCAGUGACGAGAAUCAGACGAUCAAAGUCAACGAUGUGCUUCUACAGAACCUCGUCAGGGACAGAUUAGCCAUGAUAUUCCGUAGCCAUGGUGCCGUGGAGAUCCAGCGCCAAGUAUUGCUUCCGUGGUCUGAUCACUAUGCAAACAGUAGCGUUGUGAAACUCUUCGAUCCUUCUGGGACCCUCGUUCAACUUCCUUACGACCUUACAUUGCCGUAUGCGCGUAGUAUCGGUCGAGGUGGAGCUUUCCUCGAGAAAUCAUUUACGAUCGGUCAAGUUUACCGAGAGAACUACAUUGGAAGUACUCCGCGUAGUAACGGUGAGGCAGACUUUGACAUCGUUUCGUAUGAUGCCAUUGAUCUAGCUCUCAAGGAAUCCGAGGUACUCAAGGUCGUCGAUGAGAUUAUCGACGAGUUUCCUUCGUUCCGAUCUACACCAAUGUGCUUUCACCUCAACCAUUCUGAUCUUCUAGAAAUCAUCAUGGAAUUCUGCAGGAUUCCCGCACCAAAGCGCACGGCGGUGAAAGCCGUCCUCAGCAAACUCAACAUUCUCAAGAGCAACUGGCACUCCAUUCGCAACGAGUUACGUUCUUCCGACAUUGGCAUCGCAUCAACAUCGCUGGAUGACCUAGCAAGGUUUGAUUGGCGCGACACACCAGAAAAGGCUUUUGCGAAGCUGCGGCGACUCUUUGAAGGCACAAAGUAUCUUGAGCGAACGCACGAGAUAUUCCGCCAUCUCUCGUCAGUCAUGAAUUACAUGAAACUAUGGAACGUCAAGCGCAAGGUCUACAUCAGUGUCUUGAGCAGCUUCAACGAAAAUUUCUAUUCUGGCGGUAUCCUCUUCCAGUGUCUAUUCGACACGAAGCAGCGAGAAGUUCUUGCGGCGGGAGGAAGAUACGACAAGUUGAUUGAAGAAUACCGACCAACUGGCUCCAGUCAUGCACAUCCAGUAGCUACACACCAUGCGGUUGGAGUUAACCUAGGAUGGGAUAGGUUGGUCAAUUCGAUGGCUCGGUACAUCAAGAAGCCAGAAAAGACGUUUUCGAAGAAACAAACCGAGGAACACACUCCGAUCGUCUCGUGGAUGCCUCGACGUUGCGAUUGUCUAGUUGCCAGUUUCGACCCUAGUGUCCUCCGAACCACAGGCAUCAAAAUGGUGGCAGACCUAAUAUCUCAUGGUUAUACCGCCGAGCUCGCAAUUGACGCGCAUUCCAUAGAGGAUAUACUCCGUCACUACCGAGAUGACAGACACAGUUGGAUCAUUGUUAUCAAGCAUGGUGUUGCGCCGGAUAAACCCGAGCUUAAAGUUAAAUCCACUGCCAAAAAAGAAGACACGGAUAUGCGCACUGCCGAUCUCCUUAAUUACCUACGCAACGAAUUUCGAGAUCGAGAAGAACGCGAAGGCAUGGCGGCUCGUCUCACCAAAGCCCCACCCCCAACUCUCAGCCAAAAGACCAACGCUUCAAAAGCCAAUGUCGAUGUCCUCAUCGCCCAACACCGUUCCAAGAAGUCCAGCAAGUGGUCCAUUGUUGAAGCUGCACAAUCCCACUCAGCAGAUCUUCUCUCUGCAUUCCAGUCUGCGCCAAUUGCCGCCAUCGAAUCCAAGGACGAGGUCAUGAACCUCAUCAAGGAGACUAGACUCAGUGAUGCAGAAUCGUGGCGGCAUUUUAUCCAAAAGAUGCCGCUGGCGGAACGAAAGUAUCUGCAAGACUUGCAUGAUCUGCUAUUGGGAUAUCGAACAAAGUGGCUAGAGGGAAAGGCUAAUGCAAAUGGAGAAGAACCCGUAGGCAAGGCUUUCGUCUACAAUUUCCGCACUGGUGGUUGUCUGUUAUAUGAUUUGGAGAGUUGA
Exserohilum turcica Et28A is the source of this 4854-nucleotide messenger RNA. RefSeq lists its product as uncharacterized. Bases 1 to 4854 code for a protein of 1617 amino acids. The transcript has 3 exons. Gene Ontology annotation, molecular function: ATP binding; protein binding; eukaryotic translation initiation factor 2alpha kinase activity. Gene Ontology annotation, biological process: regulation of translational initiation by eIF2 alpha phosphorylation; DNA damage checkpoint signaling. The record is from RefSeq and is a predicted model, not a curated record. NCBI's taxonomy places the organism in Eukaryota, Fungi, Ascomycota, Dothideomycetes, Pleosporales, Pleosporaceae.